CAGGGAUCUGAGGAGAAAGCCGUCUGCGGAGGUCGGCUGGUGGAGGGCGGCGGAGGUGGCGGCGGCGCUAGCGCACGCAGCACGCUGCCAGGCGUAGUGUGUGCGCGCUGGUGAAAGGCACCAUGUCGACAUGCAGUGUGAACGUUGCGCGGAACACCAGAAUGGCCGGCUUGCGAAUAUUCCUUAUUUGUGCGCUUUUAAUCAACGGUAGCUACCAACAGAAAGAUAAGGAAGAAGAAGAAUUUGUUUGUCCCGAAGGCACGCAAGGUAAUGGGAAUUUUGCUGAUCCAGCCACUUGCAGACGUUUUUAUCAAUGCGUCGAUGGAUACCCGUACUUGAACAGAUGUCCGUCUGGGCUCUACUUUGAUGAUAUUAGCAAGUACUGUACAUUCAAAGCUGAAGCCAGAUGCGGUCCCAUCGCUACAACACCAGCUCCAAUAACCGAAGCCCCACUAGAUUUGGCCACAAAAUGCGAGCCAGCGGACUGUCAGCUUCCUUACUGCUUCUGCUCAAAAGACGGCACGCUUAUACCUGGAGGACUCGACCCUGAAGAGACUCCACAAAUUAUCUUGCUGACAUUCGACGGCGCUGUCAAUUUGAAUAACUUCGAAUUGUACAAAAAGGUAUUCAAUGGAAAAAUCAAGAACCCUAAUGGAUGUGCGAUCCGGGGCACGUUCUUCUUGUCUCACGAAUACAGCAACUACGUCAUGGUUCAGCAUCUGGCACAUAGUGGUCACGAAAUUGCAACAGGAACAGUAUCCCAGCAACAAGGCCUGCAAGACAAGGGUUACGAAGAAUGGGCAGGAGAGAUGAUCGGCAUGCGAGAGAUCCUCAAGAAAUUCGCUAACAUCUCCCGGUCAGAGAUUGUCGGCGCCCGAGCACCUUUCCUCAAACCUGGCAGAAAUACCCAAUUUAAGGUAUUGGAAGACUUCGGGUACAUUUACGAUAGUUCGGUGGGCGUGCCGCCCCUGCCGAUACCCGUGUGGCCCUACACGCUGGACUACAAGAUCCCACACGAGUGUAAAUCUGGCACCUGUCCUACUAAAUCAUUCCCAGGUCUCUGGGAAGUCCCGUUUAACGCCCACUACGUGGAGUCCUUCGAGGGUGGCCACUGCCCCUACCUCGACCAGUGCGUGCUUCACAACCAUGACGCUAAUGAGGUAUUCGAGUGGCUGCAGGAGGAUUUCAGCCGUUAUUAUGAACAGAACAGGGCUCCGUACAUGAUGCCCUUCCAUACCAACUGGUUCCAGAUCAAAGAGCUCGAGAACGGCCUGCACAAGUUCUUGAGAUGGGCGGCGGAUCUCAAAGACGUGUGGUUCGUUACCGUGACCCAAGCCUUGACGUGGAUGACUGAUCCACGGCCAGCGAAGGCCCUGAACAACUACGAGGCUUGGCGCUGCGACAAUAAGGACUGGCCCGCCGCUCCCUGCAACUUGCCGAACAAGUGCGCGCUCUCCUUCAAACUGCCAGAGAGCAACUUCACAGACACCAGAUACAUGGAGACUUGCAGCGAAUGCCCUAACCAAUUCCCGUGGUUGGGAGACUCUGGCGGGACCGGCAUACCGGGCAAAGACAACUAUAUACCCGACAAUCUCAAAAGAAAAUAGUUUAACGUAAAUAGACCCGUAUAGCAACUAUAAUCUAUUCGGCAUAUUUCAUCCCACAUUUGGAACGCCGAAUGCUUACGUCGAGGGAUGUUGGUAUGAAACGUUUGCUCAACACACUUACACUGACGGUGUAGUGGUUUUUGAUGCCUCGGUUGGGGCGGAAUAUUCGCUUCUUACUUUCGAUAGAGCGAGAUGCCAUUAUAUAAUUUAUCAACUACGAGGUGCCUAUAUAUAAGUGCCUCUGUCUAUUGUUAUAAACUAUACAACAUAAUCUGAUAUGUUAAAAACUUACGCAUUUAGAAUCCGAAUGUUGUCUAAGCACGAUAUCCUGAAUAGAUUAUACUUUUCACUUUGUAUAUAAGAUACGCAUGUAAGUUAAGAUAACGGUGACUAGUCAUCGCAAUUUAUAUUCAAUAUAAAUGAUAAGUGGGCUCAUAUUCCCAAAUCGAUACGAAAUUGUCGGCUCGAUGGCUUUCGCCUCGACAGCUGGAACCUCAAAAAUGUCCUUUCCAUCAUACUUAACCAAAACAUGACCACUUGUUUAAUAUUUUAGAUUACCAGACACGUUGAAAUGUUUAUAAAAUGACCAAAGCUACUGAUAUUAAAUGUCAUUGUUUGUAAUUAAUUUUUAUAUUUUGAAUUUUCUGUCAAUUUUAAUAACACGAUAACUCUUGUUUUUGUGGUAAUGAAAUAUUAGAUUUUUAUAUUCCGUUCCUUUUGAUCGUUACAUUGUUAGAAUAAAUUUCAAUAAGAGGUUAAUUCAAUACGGCGUGCUAUUAUGAACGAGAUAAAAAUUUUAACCUUCAUUCGAAUACUAAAUAUUAUUCUCGUCACUCUUUUGUGAAGAAAUAAUUUAUCGUUUUCUAAAUAAACUGUAUUAUAAA
Messenger RNA from Manduca sexta (tobacco hornworm), 2491 nucleotides. It is a transcript of the gene Cda4, whose product is annotated as chitin deacetylase 1. The record is from RefSeq and is a predicted model, not a curated record. The transcript is spliced from 12 exons. Gene Ontology annotation, molecular function: chitin binding. NCBI's taxonomy places the organism in Eukaryota, Metazoa, Arthropoda, Insecta, Lepidoptera, Sphingidae. Bases 123 to 1607 code for a protein of 494 amino acids. Gene Ontology annotation, biological process: carbohydrate metabolic process. Gene Ontology annotation, cellular component: extracellular region.